Messenger RNA from Didymodactylos carnosus, 2952 nucleotides. Lineage: Eukaryota; Metazoa; Rotifera; Eurotatoria; Philodinida; Philodinidae. The record is from the annotation of a GenBank genome assembly.
AUGGUCGGAGCGGUGUCUGAAGAGCGUGUUAAACCUACAGUAAAAAAGGAUUCUCUAUCCUAUUCCUGGCUCGUCAAAGUGGCCAAAGAACAUGCAUUAACUCUCAAUUUGAAACAAGAAGAGAAGCAGCAGCAAAUAUCGCAGUCAACCAGAUGUAAUAGUGAUGCUAGUGUUAAGGAACACACACAGCCCGAAUCACCGGAUGAGACAAGACAACAGUCUGCUGUUGAAUGUACGACGGAUCAGAAUACAUAUUUUGAAAGUGUAAAACCAAACAAUAUUAAAAAACAUCAAACUGUUGAUAGUACUUCACAACAUGAUCAGCAAACGCCAGAACAAACUAAAUGCAAUACAGAGAUUUCUCUGGCGUCUGAUGUUGCUAAUUCCUCCAUUAAAGAAACACAAUAUGAAGAAUACUCUCAAGUAUCUCCUAUGUCCUUUUUCGAUCAUUCCUCAUCAUCAAACAAUAUUUAUCCGCAAAAACACGAGGGUUCUUUUACAGAAAAAAAGCGAAAACAAAAUGGUAAUAAAAGGCAACAUAAUAUUCUGAACAUUCAUUCAUGUCCGACGAUGUUUGAAGAUCAAGAUCGAUUAUGGGAAGGCAUGCUACCAUCAACAAAGCAAAUUUCGCAAAAUAUGCCUCAGGCAAAUUAUUAUCAUUCUACUUCACGAACGAUCUUAGUACGUCCACUAGACAAACAACAUUCGAACAUGGAGAACGGUGGUGUUAGAGAUGUUUUAUUUAAUUCAAACAAUGGGAAUCAACAAUCGCAUAAUUCUCAUAAUCCCAAUAACUAUCAAAAAUCGACAAGAAAAAAUAUUAUAUUGAAUGGGAAAACUCAUGUGCAACAAUCAUCUAAUUUUUAUGAUGAUAAUCGUCAACGUCAGGAUUACUCACAGCAGCCGCCAUCUCGAGCAGUUUUAUCAAAUGAAAAACACUUAAGAUCACCGCGAAAAAAUGCUCAAAUAACAGCGAAUGAAAGCAAUGAAAGAACGUUUUUUAGUACUCCUCCACUAUCGCUACACGAUGAAAAAUCUCAUUAUACUUUUGAAAAAGUACCGCAAUUUUAUCAGAAUCGUUUUCCAAAACAUCCAUCAAGUAAUAUCAACCAAGAUGAUAUUAACAGUUUACAAUAUUUGAUUGAAUCAGAUGUUAAAGUAGAAGAAAUACCUGUCAAUCAUCACUCUCAACCACCGAAAACUCGAACAACAUCGACAUCAUCGGGUUCAGGAGAUGAAGAGCGCUUUACUAACGAUUCAAUUGUAUUUACAAAUAGUUCAUACAAUGAAGAUCAUAGUGAAAAAAACGAACGAACAGACAUACUUAAUUCAUCGUCAUCGUCCCCACAUCAAAUUAGUUUCGAGAAAAACCAAACGAAUGAGCAUCAAGUACAACAGUUUCAAAGUUUCGAUUCAAAAUCAAAACCUCAAGAAAAAGGGAUUCCAGUAAUGACAGUACAAACGGACGUUGUUGUUCAAUCAUCUUCUCAGAAAAAGCCAUCACGAGCACCAGCAGAUAUUGAAUGGAGGCAAGCGUCAGAUCAUUGUCAACAACAACAACAACAACGACUUUCUCAUUUAUCGUUGUACAAUCAAGAUCCAUUACCACGUUUUGAACGUUCACCGAUAGAGAAAAAAGAACAUGAUCUGGUACAGCAUCAUCAACAAGAUAUUUUACCAAAAACUUACACUCGUUUACCUCAUUCUUUGCGUCUUCAAGACAAAAGAUAUCAAACACAAACAGCAACAUCUCAGAAACAAAUUCAACCAUUAUUUCAAAUAAAUAAAUCUCAAACAAACAGUAGUCAAACUGGAUCAGUUUUUUCUAAAUAUUCUACGAAAAAUAAUCAUAAUCACAUUAAUCAUUCUACGUCAAAUCAUUCACAACAAACCAAAGAUUGUCAGCCAAAAUUUGAUCAUUCCGAACAUCAGGAAAAUAGCAGACCGCCACGUUUUAGAGAGCCAGGCUGUUGUGAUGAACCCUCAUCAUCUCCAAAUGACUUCUCAGAUUCAACUGGAAAUGAUGGGGUAUUGCGUACGUGUAAUGAGCAACGAGAUGGAAUGAAAAUAUCCAUAAAACAGAAAAUGAUUGAGAUUGAAGAACGAAUGAAAAAGAAUGGAUUAAUAUCGUCUCUAGUCGAUACUCAUUGUCAUUUUGAUUUAUUAUUUGAUCGUUUGUCAAUAAAUAAGAUAACUGUCACCGAUUAUUUUGAUAAAGAAUAUAAAGAUCUUUAUCCAUCAAAUUUAAAAUUCGAAAAAGCCAUUCAAGUUUAUUGGCGACCAAAUCACUUAACUCGAGAUAAUUGGGAUCAUUAUUCGAAGUAUUUGGACGAUUCUCGUGUAUAUGGAACAUGCGGUGUUCAUCCCCAUUGGAGUAAUAAAUGGCAGCCAUCAUGCGCUGAUGAUAUUGAACGAUGUUUAAAACAUCCAAAAGUCCUUGGAAUCGGCGAAUGUGGUCUCGAUUUUGGUCCAAAAAAUAAUUGUGACGAAAAAGACCAGCGACGAGCUUUUAUUGCUCAAUUGCAGAUAGCUGCAAAAUUUUCAAAACCAUUAGUAAUUCACUCACGUGGAGCAUACGAAUUAACAUUUAAUUUAAUGAAAAAAUAUUUACCAAAAAAUCAUAAAAUUCAUUUACAUUGUUUUUGUGGACGACUCGAAGAUGCCAAUAUGUUUAUAAAUUAUUUUACAGAAUUAAAAUUGGGUUUUACACCAUUGAUAUCGACAAAUCGUGGUGCCGAUAUUCGUGCUGUUAUCAAAGAUUUAGAUCUUAACAGGCUAUUAAGCGAAACAGAUUCUCCAUAUUUUGUGCCAGAAGAAUUGUCUGGCAUCAAAUAUGCUCAUCCAAUAUUUGUUUACAAUGUAAUUGAAGUGAUCGCUCAGGAAAAACAAUUAUCAAUAGAGGAUGUAGCUCAACAAUUGAGGGAAAAUGUCCGUGUUGUAUAUGGCAUUUAA